AUGCUACAUCGUGCAUCCAUCAGACACCCCGUUGCCCUCUCGGCGCUGGACGCACAGCUGGAAAUUGCCGGGCCAAACGGCAGGCGGGAGUUGCCGAUCGGCGAGUUUUUCGCCGGACCGGGACGCGACCUGCUCCGCGAGAACGUUCUGGAGCCGGGCGAACUGAUUACCCGCAUCAGCCUGUCCGCCGACGCCCCGGAGCGCAGCGUGUACCUGAAGGUGCGGGAGCGGGAGUCGGGCGACUUCGCCCUAGUCAGUGUGGCCACGGCCCUCACGCUGGACGGCGACGGCACAAUCAGCAAGGCCCGCGUCGCGCUCGGCGGCGUCGCUCCCGUCCCCUAUCGCGCUGUCGAGGUGGAGGCGUAUCUCGUAGGUCGCCGCGCAAACGAUGUGGAUCCCAGCGAAGCCGCCGCCCUCGCCCUGCCCAACGCCACGCCGCUGCCGCAGAAUGGGUAUAAAAUUAGGAUGGCCAACAACAUCGUCAGGCGCGUUCUUAGCCAGCUCCUGGAUCAUGAGUAG
This is a messenger RNA of Geodia barretti, 519 nucleotides long. NCBI's taxonomy places the organism in Eukaryota, Metazoa, Porifera, Demospongiae, Tetractinellida, Geodiidae. The record is from the annotation of a GenBank genome assembly.